Messenger RNA from Malassezia japonica, 1239 nucleotides. RefSeq names its product NADH kinase (gene POS5). The transcript is spliced from 4 exons. The record is from RefSeq and is a predicted model, not a curated record. NCBI's taxonomy places the organism in Eukaryota, Fungi, Basidiomycota, Malasseziomycetes, Malasseziales, Malasseziaceae. The coding region runs from base 1 to 1239 and encodes 412 amino acids. Gene Ontology annotation, biological process: NAD+ metabolic process; NADP+ biosynthetic process. Gene Ontology annotation, molecular function: NAD+ kinase activity.
AUGGCGGAGCUAUGGAACGGCAAAGCCAUUGGCGUCACUGCCGCCCAAGCAUCGGGCCAUGCGCCACUCUCGGACACCCCGCCGAUUUCGUCGAUCGCCAUGCCGCGGGGGAGCACGUAUGGAGGAGAGCAUGCAUUUCGCUGGACCGAGGCACCACGCAACGUCCUGAUCGUGAAAAAGCUCAACGACGACAAGGUCACCGAGUCGUUUCACGCGGUGGUCGAUCAUUUCCAAAAGCACUAUCCCCACGUUAAUAUCAUGGUCGAGGAGCAUGUCUAUGAACGGAUCAGCGAACAGCACCCCUACCUCACACCCGUGUGCAAGGACGACCGUGCGCUCCUCGCCGACAAGACCGACUUUGUCGUGACGCUCGGCGGCGACGGCUCGAUCCUGCAUGUCUCGAGCCUCUUUGACCAGAGCGCCGUGCCGCCCGUGCUGAGCUUCUCGCUGGGCACGCUUGGGUUCCUCCUUCCCUAUGAUAUCCACUGCUUCCCGGCCGCACUUGACGACGUGCUGCACUCGCGCCUGACGCUUCUUUUGCGAAUGCGCAUGAGCAUGACCCUCUGGGACGACGCGCCCGGCCAGUGCCUCUUGCUGUCGGAUGAACAGUACUGCCGCGAAGUGCACUUUAUGAACGAGGUCGUGCUGCACCGCGGACGCGAGCCGCACAUGACGACGAUGGACGCGUACGUCAAUGGCGAGCACCUCACGCGCACGAUUGCCGAUGGCCUGAUUCUGUCUACGCCCACGGGAUCGACGGCCUACUCUCUUUCUGCGGGUGGCCCCAUCAUCCAUCCGUCCGUGUCGACGAUGAUGCUCACGCCGAUCAGCCCACGUUCGCUGAGUUUCCGCACAAUUCUCUUUCCAAGUGACGCGACGAUCGAUAUUUUCGUCUCGCCCAAUUCCCGCUCCCCGGCCGAGGUCUCGGUGGAUGGGCGGGAGGUGCGGACACUCACUCCGUCGCAGUCGGCACGCGUCCAGCUCUCGCCGUACCCGCUGCCCUGCAUCAACUUUGCACCCGAGGUCGCUGCCGAGCGGCGGUGCGGCACGACGCCAGAGAGCGCCGCGCCGGCGGUGGUGCGUGACGACUGGGUGCACGACAUCAAUACGCUGCUCCGCUUUAAUGCGUCGUUCCUUGCGCGGGAUCACGACAUUCCGUCGGUGCACUGCCGAAGCGACCAUACCUACCAGCGCACGCUCACCGAGGCCCUUUCCAAGCACGAGAAACAAGAGAAGUAG